This is a messenger RNA of Trichophyton verrucosum HKI 0517, 6465 nucleotides long. RefSeq lists its product as uncharacterized. Gene Ontology annotation, molecular function: phosphopantetheine binding; catalytic activity. The record is from RefSeq and is a predicted model, not a curated record. Gene Ontology annotation, biological process: secondary metabolite biosynthetic process; amino acid activation for nonribosomal peptide biosynthetic process. Gene Ontology annotation, cellular component: cytoplasm. The transcript is spliced from 3 exons. Bases 1 to 6465 code for a protein of 2154 amino acids. Lineage: Eukaryota; Fungi; Ascomycota; Eurotiomycetes; Onygenales; Arthrodermataceae.
AUGAGUCAGCUGCACAUUUCUCAGCUGUGGAAGUUCAAUAGUGGCGUUUCUGAAGAACCAUGGAUGGAAUGCUUCCAUGCUGUCGUUGAGAGACAUGCACGAGAAAAUCCCCUAUCUCAAGCAAUCGAUGCAUGGGAUGGGAGAUUCACAUACGCAGAACUGAAUAAUCUGUCAAUUCUGCUAGCCAAAUACCUUCAAUCCCAAGGAGUUGGGCCCGGUAGUGUUGUUCCUAUAUCUUUCGAGCGUUCUGCGUGGGCGAUCGUGGCUAUGUUGAGCGUGUCAAAAGCUGGCGGCGCAUUCGUGAGCAUUCCGCCAUACUUGCCAUCUGGUAGAAGAGAAGCAAUGGUUCAAAUGAUAUCUCCGUCAAUCUUAUUGACAACAUCAGAUUUUUGUCACCUCUGGGCCACUGGACCAAAAUGCAUUCCGAUAGAGGGCAGCCGUAUAAAUUGUCUACCAACAUCCGAACUGCCCCUAAUAACAAGAUCCAAACCGGAAGAUACCUUUUAUAUAAUUUUCACCAGCGGUUCAACAGGGGCUCCAAAAGGGUGUAUGGUAUCCCAUUCGUCGUUUUUGAAUGGAGCUUUAAGAAAAGCUCCAGAAUGGAAAUUUGGACCCAAGCGCCGUGUCCUUCAGAUGCUAAGCCAUACAUUUGACAUGAGCCUCCUUGAAAUCUGUACUAGUUUGGGUUCUGGAGCAUGUGUAUGCGUACCCCGGACGGAGGAUAUCGAAGAUAGCCUUGCAAAUGCGAUUAACAAAUAUAACGUCAGUCUCGCAGUUAUGACCCCGUCACUUGCCAGACAGUUGGAGCCUGAAGCAGUACCCAAACUACAGGUUCUCUGCCUCGGAGGAGAAUCAUUUCCUAAAGACCUGGUCACACUGUGGUCCGAGCGAAUCAACCUCUUUCAAUUCUAUGGCCCAAGUGAAUGCUCAAUCAAUUCAUCAACAAGAGCUAUAACACACAAGAAUACUGAUCCAUUGAAUAUUGGAGUUCCUAAUAACGCAGCAUGUUGGGUGGUAUCCCCGGAAGACUACAACAAGCUCGUCCCUAUUGGCGCCACCGGGGGAGCUUUUGGUCUCUGGUGCUAUUGUCGGCCAAGGCUCAAUGGUCAACGCCUUGAGCUGGGUGAAGUUGAAUACCAUUUGACUCUCGAGGAAGGAGUCGGCCAUGCAAUGGCGAUGGUUCCAAGGACAGGACGAUGUAAGGAUAAUUUGAUGGGGAUAAUAUCCUUAAAGUCAUCACCUCCUGUCGACAGCAACGACGAAAUAUCAACUCUUCAAGGUGCUUUGGUUGAUCAAAGUAUACAAUCCAUCCGGAAACGAUUACAAAAUUCUCUUCCAAGGUAUAUGGUUCCAACUAUAUGGGCGUGUAUCCUUCGGAUGCCUAUGUCUGCAUCUGGAAAAAUUGAUCGUGUUAGAGUACGCCGAUGGGUUGAAGAAAUGUCAGAAAGCACAUUUCGUGAGAUAACUGGGGGUAUACAACAACCUGGAGACAGGAAUCCUUUGAGUAAGAUGGAACAGUUUGUCCAAAAUAUAUGGAGUUCUGUUCUUGACUUGUCACCACAGGAUGUUGGUCGUCAUCAAUCAUUCAUACAACUUGGUGGCAAUUCUAUCCUAGCCCAAGAAGUUGUAGCAAAAUGCAGGAAGGAAGGUAUAGGGCUGACAAUGACUGAUAUUUUGACUUGCAAUGGUAUUGCCGGAGCGGCAUCCUUGACAACAGCACUUGGGAACAACGAGUCGCAGACAAGACUGCUUUCCUCCACUUCCACACCAGUGUGGAGAAAACUUCGAGAAAAGUACGAUUUGUCUCGCCUAGGGGUCUCACAUAUAGAGGACAUUGAAGAUGUGUAUCCUUGCACACCUAUGCAAAUAGGUAUGUUCCUCGGCCAGAUUCGAAAACCAGGCUCAUAUCAUCUUCGAUUCUUCUAUAAACCGAUUGUGAAGGGUGGGAAAUUGCCAGAACUCGGAAGGAUUGAAUCAGCCUGGCACCAAGUUGUUUCUCACCAUACCUCAUUGCGUACAGUAUUUGUGGACGACCUGGGAGUCGGUGCGGAGUACCAUUCCGUUGUAUUGCGCAACGCCCCGGUAGAUGUGUGUAUAGACGAAGUCCCAGAGAAAUUUUCACCCUCUGAGGCUAUGGAAACAUUUACCAAGUCAAUCAAACGAUUUGCAAAGCGUUCAACGUUCCAUAGAAUAUCCCUAUGCGUAUGUGGUGACAAGGUCACGUACCUCAUGAUAGAGGUAUCCCAUGCCUUAGUUGAUGGUGCCGCCAUGGAGAACCUGAUGAGAGAUUUUGCAACUGCCUUCGAUGACGGACAGCUCCUUUACCAGCCACAGCCCUAUCGAGAAUUCGUAAAAUACGUGGCUUCACAAAACAAUGAGGCCAGUGCUAGGUACUGGACGACGUAUCUCAAAGAUUGCCCGCCCUGCAUGAUACCCGUCAGUAAACAGAUGAUGUUUGACGACCUGCCCACUCGCUUCUUGAGAAAGGACUUCGUCUACGAGAAAAGCAGUGAUUUUCUAGCCAAAUGCAAAGAAAGACAAAUAACAGUGGCAUCAGCUGUUAGGGUUGCUUGGGCAUUGGUCCUCAGGGCAUAUAUUGGGUCCAGUGACGUAUGUUUCACUUAUGUUGCUGCUGGUAGAGAUGUACCCGUGAAAGAUGUGAACAAAAUGGUUGGACUAUGCCUAAGCAUACAGCCUUGUCGAGCGCAGCUCUGCACUGGCACAACGUUCGUAUCUCUUGCAGAAAGAAUGCAACAAGAAUAUAUCGAAAGCAUGCCAUACCAACACUAUCCUCUAACGGAACUAAAGGCGAGGUUAUAUCCGAAAGGCAGUGAGGCUAUGUUCAACACGGCCGUUUCCAUGGAGUGGACUGCUCGAACUGACCCAUUUUAUAACACUUCCAUUGCAUUCGAGGAGAUUAGGGAGCAAGAUGACCCGACGGAGUAUGAUAUUGUUGCCAACGUCGAAAUUGUCGACAAUAUCAUGAAGCUGGGCUUUUUAUAUUGGCCAUCUUUCAGUGACAUAGAUGUGAUACAUAUUGCAAAUGCUUCUAAAAAGGCAUUGGAUUGUUUGCUGGACUCUGCGGAUAAAUCGGUGGAGGCCAUCUCGUUGGAUGGUGAGCAUGUAUUUCAUGCCAUGAAGUCUUCAGACCAGGAGUCACUGCAUCACACAGAAACGUGUGUAUUUGACGCUAUAGAGAGACAAGCUAUGGCACAGUUGAAUACUCAAGCGGUGGUAUCUUGGGAUGGAGAAUACUCUUAUGGCCAGCUUACUAAAUAUUAUACCACCUACGCAAAGUAUCUUGUCGAGCAAGGAGUCAACAACGGAGAUAUCAUUGUCGUAUGUCUCGACAAAUCUUGCUGGUCUGUCAUAACAAUAUUGGCGAUUCUGAAAGCAGGUGCCGUCUUUGUUGCCACAAAUCCCCUUCAUUCUCAGCAGCGACUCGAGAGUAUAGUGAAUCAUUGCCAGGCAAAGCUCAUCAUCGUCGAGCCUAGAUAUUCCUCGCUUUUCGAGACGGUUGAUACGCCAACAGUUGUAGUGAAUAAGGAAACAGUAGAGAGGGCCCUACUUUCAACAACACUUCCAACAAUUCGUGACUCUGAUAUAGCGACGAUCGUUUAUACUUCGGGAACCACUGGGUUGCCAAAGGGAAUUAUAAUCGAUCACGGCUCCCUGUGCACAAGUGUGCUCCAAGGACAUGGAAAACGCUAUGGAUUCGACGAAGAGACUCGUGCACUGCAAUUUGCUGCUUUCACAUUCGACGCUUGCUUGCAGGAAAUCAUUACCGUUCUAUCUCAUGGAGGAUGUGUAUGUGUUCCGUCAGAGGAUGCGCGUUUAUCAGAUCUUGGAGGUUGCAUAACCCAAAUGCGAGUGAAUUUAGCGCUCCUCACACCAACUGUCGCGAGACUCAUUAGAUCUCAGGAUGUCCCCUGCCUGAAAAGGAUGAUAUUGUGUGGAGAGCCAAUGUCUCGCCAAGACCUAGAAGCAUGGGCGGGAACGGUUACCCUCUACAAUGGAUACGGACCAGCUGAAGCAACUAUUUGUGUCUCCAUUAGCGGUCCUCUGGACGUUUCGAAUGACCCUGCCAAUAUAGGAUACGCUGUAGAUGGAACACGACUUUGGAUAACUGAGGCAGCAGAUUAUAACCGUCUUGCCCCUGCCGGAUGCAUUGGAGAACUGGUCAUUGAGUCACGUCAAGUCAGCCGAGGAUAUCUACACGAUGUAGAGAAGACAAAUGCCAUGUUUAUCAACCCUGCCUGGCUGCCGGGAUGUAGGGUAUAUAAAACAGGUGAUCUGGCAAAGAGAAACCCAGAUGGAAGCCUAACAUACUGUGGUCGCAAAGACACACAGGUUAAGCUACGUGGACAGCGAGUGGAGCUUGGAGAGGUUGAAUACCAUGUGUGCGAAUGCUGGACAAAUGCAUCAGGGGUAGUAGCUGAGGUUAUAUACCCGACGGGAGAAGACAAGGCGACAUUAGCUGCAUUCGUCUGCACUAGCGAUGCACAAAACAAUGCACUCGGUGAUCUCGAUGCACCCGAAGAACCCAAAACUGGGUUGUCUCCGGUUUGGGUAUCAAAGGAGUUCAUUGAGCAACUAGAAGAUCGGCUUCCAUGUUACAUGGUUCCGUCCAUAUUUUUCACAAUACCUUCCGUACCCCUCACCCCGAAUAAAAAGACAGAUCGCCAGCACCUCCGUGAUAUCGGUUCCAAUUUUACUAGUGAACAGCUUGCCCGUGUAAGCGAUCACCAGAAUAAUUCCAAACGUAUGCCGUUAGAAGCCAGAGAACGGAAACUGCAGCAGUUGUGGAGUUUCGUUUUGAAUAUCGACAGGAGCCAAAUAAGCUUAGACGAUAGCUUCUUUCGCUUGGGUGGGGAUUCAGUCUCAGCAAUGAGGCUGGUGACAACUGCAAGGAAAUCUGGUAUUAACCUGACAGUAGCAGACGUAUUCCGUCACCCUCAUAUCGAUGAACAGGCCAGGAUUGCAUCUUCAUCCUCCAACAAUAUUUUGAAGACUCUGAUAGGCAAGCCGUUUGCACAUAUCCAGAGAAAGGACUUGGAGAGAGUUGUUUCUUUGGUAGGGCUUGGUCCAUACGCUAAUAUUGCGAGUGACAUCGAAGAUAUCCUUCCAGCGACAGAUUUACAGUCAUUUUAUGCCUCACGCAUAGCUGAAGCUUCAAGGGACGCAUUAAAUUAUUUCUACCUGAGAUUUGACAACACCCCUGAUGUCACCAGGUUGCGUCACGCUUGUCAAAGCAUUGUCGACCAAUUUCCAAUAUUGCGUACAAUAUUCAUACCGACUCAAGGCAGGACUUAUCAAGUUGUCAUUCGAAGGCUUCAGGUACCUUUAGAGAUUCACAACAGCGUGAAGAACUUAAGCAAGGCAAGUGACCUAUUUUGCCUCCAGGAUCUGGAAAACAAAAUCAUUUCAGGCUCGCUAUUCUUAUCUUUCACACUGAUUCGACAUGCGAUAUCUGGGUCUCAACUUAUCAUCCGUAUGUCCCACGCACAGUAUGAUGGCAUGUCGUGGCCAUUAAUUCUUCGAUGUUUCCAAGAAUCAUAUGCUGGAGUUCCACGGAGCCCAACUCAGUCGUUUUCAGGUUUCAUCUCAUACACCAUUGGGAAAGUGAGUGAGUCAAGGAAAUACUGGACAAAUCUUCUCCAAGGGUCACAUGUGACGCAAGUUUCCGCUAAAUUUACGAUGGAAACCCCCUUGCAAAGGGUGGAGAAAACCCAUGUUGAAAAAACAGUGGAGUUGCCAAUCCCGCCAAAGGGCAUCACUGUCGCGUCACUCGUGAGUUCAGCAUGGUCACUUGUCCUCAGACAAAUAACAGGCAAGAGGGACGUUGUAUACGGGUUUGUCGUUGCUGGGCGAAACAUCGGUAUGCCACAGAUACAGGAGGUUGUUGGCCCAUGCAUGAACACAGUUCCUGUCAGAAUAUGUUUCAACUCUAUGCGGACAACAAUAGAUCUCCAGCGCCAUACAAUGAAUCAGUACUUUGCCAUGGGAGAUGCCGAUUCUUUGGGUUUCCAGGAUAUUGUGGAGAACUGUACCCAAUGGCCAAGCGGUACCAAGCUUGACACAUUACUUCAGUAUCAUGACAUUGACGAAACUCCAGUGGUUACAUUGAGCGGUGGCCCGGAUUCGGAACCCUGCAGUGCACAGCUAGACUGGUUCCGAAAACCAUACGCCGCACCCACAAACAUUGAGGUAUCUGCUCGUCCAAAUGGCAAAACACUUGGAAUCACGGUCUCUAGUGAUGGCAGUUUGCUAAGCACUGAGUCUGCCACGGCAAUCCUGACAAUGUUCGAAAGAUCUAUUAGAAUACUUUCUAACGGUCGUGCAAUUCCGUUGGAUUCGAUCAAUCUUCUCGCUGUUGCAGCCCGCCGGAACCAGCCCAAGAUUCCCGAUCUCUGUCCGCCAGCUUACUUAACAUUUCAGCUGUUGAGUCUGAUGCUUGGAUCAUGA